Molecule: messenger RNA, 1385 nt
Organism: Zea mays
Lineage: Eukaryota; Viridiplantae; Streptophyta; Magnoliopsida; Poales; Poaceae
Exons: 5
Coding region: 56-1075 (339 amino acids)
Biological process (GO): female meiotic nuclear division; male meiotic nuclear division
Source: RefSeq, marked validated
CGAUUCACGUCCUCAGCUCCCCCCCCUGCUGCCGCUGCAGCAAGGCCGACGAGCCAUGGAGAAAGGGGUGCAGCUGAUGGAGGGGAGGCAGGCGUGGCCGCUCCACACGAUGGGGAUGCCCGUCGCCAGUACGACCACCACCAGCACCUGCUUCGACGACUACAGCUGCAGCAGUAGCGGGUGGGAGCAGUCGGCACCGUUCGGCUGCUUCGGCCUCCUCGCCGCCGACGUCCAUGACCUCUUCCCGCUCUUCGCAGCCAUGGAGCCGGCCCCGCCGCCGCCGCCGUCGGCGCACGGCGUGGCCGUCGCGAUCCCCGGGGAGCUGGACGACCUUCUCCUGAACUUCUGGGACGCGGGCUGCCACGACGGCGACGUGGGCGAGCCGCCGCUCAAGGCGCAGCAGGAGGAGGAGGAGGCCGCCUUCAAUUCCAGCUGCGCCUGCGCCAGCGCCACGCACGAGCAGGGCUACCGCACCCCCACCGACUCCUUCACAAUUCACUGUGAUGAUGAUGACCAGGCCUUGAGCUCGAUUUUCUCGGCGGGUCCCGCGCCGGCAGCGGAGAGAGCGGCGUUCCAGCAGCAGGCCCCCGCCACAGAGGCGGAGCCCCUGCCCAGCUCGUCCUCCUCCAGCUGCCGCGGGGACCCGCGCGCCGCCGGGGCCGGGACCGGCCUGCCGCUUCCGGGGCGGGGCGCCGCGCGGGGGCCUGCGCGGGCCCCGCCGCUUCCGAGGACCUGCGGCCCCUCUCUGAAACGUGCCGCGACACGCGAAGAGUCGGAGCAGGCGUCGGCCGAGAGCGGCGGCGGCAAGCGGCGGAAGGGCGCGGGCGUGGUGGUGGUGCGUCCGUUCGCGCUGCUGAAGCCCGACGGCCUGGACGGCGGCGCGACGCUGGCGGACAUCAACGCGCGCGUCCUGAUGCGGCCGGCGCGGCCGGUGCGGCACCCCGUGGGCGAGUUCGCGUGCGCGCCGCGCGUGUCCGCGGACCAGCCGGGCAUCUCGGGCAAGGCCGUCGCCGGCUUCACGCGCCUGCACACCCCCGGGCGCGGCUCCAUAACCAUCAUAAGGACGCGAGGCUAGUGAGUCAUGGCGACGUAGGAAUGUAGUAGGAUUAGGUGUAGCCGCCGCGCCGGGGCCGGCAGUGGUGACUCGACCUCCGAGUCGCGAUUCCGUGUGUAAUAAUGUAAAUUAUGAGCGCACAACCUGUAAAUCGUACCAAUAAAAUCUCUGCUAUCUACCAGUCCCCCCCUGCACUGCACCGACGAACUGCAACCGAACUUUUGAUCAGGAACUGAAUCUAGCUGCCAUUGUUUGGCACGGGGCCACGGAGCUUGUAAAUAAACAGGUUGUGGUACGGCUGCUGGAGGCAACUAGCUUUCCUUUUGUCUGC